AUGCCCGAAUGGGCCACCAUCACGUAUGGAGAGUACUUCCUCGAUUGCCAUCCGUUGGCCUUCCAUUACAUCCUCAACGCCGGCACGCUGUACCAUCGCAUCAGGAAUAUGGCCGUCAUGAUGGGGCUCGAUUCCCUCAUCACAAUCCUUGACAAUAUGCGCAAGGAGAAGGAGGCCGAGAGCGAACACCUGAGUGAGGAGGAGAAAAGGCAGAACUGUGCUGACAUACGGUUGGAUAUGGAGCGACAACUCUUGACCAUCUCUACCGGUUCAGAGGACAAGGUGGUGGAAUGGGUGGAGCAAAUGUACAUGAACCAGCGUGAUAUGGUAGAUGCCUGGAACCGCGGCAUGCGCGGAUAG
Acanthamoeba castellanii str. Neff is the source of this 360-nucleotide messenger RNA. RefSeq lists its product as uncharacterized. The transcript has 2 exons. The record is from RefSeq and is a predicted model, not a curated record. Bases 1 to 360 code for a protein of 119 amino acids. Lineage: Eukaryota; Discosea; Longamoebia; Acanthamoebidae.